AUGGCCAAGGGACUCUUGGUGACCUAUGCCCUCUGGGCUGUUGGGGGCCCCGCUGGGCUCCACCACCUGUACCUGGGCCGUGACAGCCAUGCUUUACUCUGGAUGCUCACUCUGGGCGGUGGCGGGCUAGGCUGGCUCUGGGAGUUCUGGAAGCUCCCAAGCUUCGUAGCUCAGGCCAACAGAGCCCGGGGUCAGAGGCAGAACCCACGGGGACAGACACCCCCUCUGAGUCUCAUUCGCUUUGCUGGCCAGGUGAUAGUAGGUAUCUAUUUUGGUCUUGCGGCUCUGAUUGGCCUUUCUUUCAUGGCCAACUUCUAUUUCGUGGGCCUCCCACUGGCAAUUGGCUUAGGGGUUUUGCUGGUGGCUGCUAUUGGCAACCAGACCUCAGACAUUAAGAACACAUUGGUGGCAGCAUUUCUUACUUCCCCUCUCUUCUAUGGUCGCCCCAUAGCCAUUCUGCCCAUCAGCCUGGCUGCCAGCAUUACAGCUCAGAAGCAUCGCCGCUAUAAAGUUUCAGUAGCAGGAUCAGAGACUCUUAGUGUCCGGCUUUACCGGCUGGGCUUGGCUUACCUGGCUUUCACAGGCCCAAUAGCCUACAGUGCCUUCUACAACACAGCUGCCACUCUCAGUUAUGUGACAGAGAUCUUGGGCUCCUUCUUGGGUUGGUUCAGCUUCUUUCCCCUUCUUGGUCGCCUUAUGGAGUCUGUCCUCCUUCUGCCUUACCGGAUCUGGCGGUUACUGGUGGGAGAGCUUGAUUUCAGCAGCAGCUACUUUCAGGAAUGGGAGAAGCUCUAUGAGUUUGUUAGCAGUUUUCAGGAUGAAAAGCGGCAGCUGGCUUUUCAGGUUUUGGGUCUCUCUGAGGGAGCAACAAAUGAAGAAAUACAUCGGAGUUACCGGGAGCUAGUGAAGACCUGGCACCCUGAUCAUAACCGCCACCAGACAGAGGAGGCGCAGAGACACUUUCUAGAGAUUCAGGCUGCAUAUGAAACCCUAAGUCAACCCCGGAGGCCCAGGGGAUCCUGA
Messenger RNA from Elephantulus edwardii (Cape elephant shrew), 1023 nucleotides. It is a transcript of the gene DNAJC22, whose product is annotated as DnaJ (Hsp40) homolog, subfamily C, member 22. Gene Ontology annotation, cellular component: early endosome; plasma membrane. Gene Ontology annotation, biological process: endocytosis. Lineage: Eukaryota; Metazoa; Chordata; Mammalia; Macroscelidea; Macroscelididae. The coding region runs from base 1 to 1023 and encodes 340 amino acids. The record is from RefSeq and is a predicted model, not a curated record. The transcript is spliced from 2 exons.